Molecule: messenger RNA, 393 nt
Organism: Chrysochloris asiatica (Cape golden mole)
Lineage: Eukaryota; Metazoa; Chordata; Mammalia; Afrosoricida; Chrysochloridae
Product: zinc finger protein 343-like
Exons: 3
Coding region: 1-393 (130 amino acids)
Biological process (GO): regulation of DNA-templated transcription
Source: RefSeq, a predicted model, not a curated record
AUGAAACCACUUCCCAAUGACUCAGGGGCCGUCACGUUGCCUGGCCCUUCUGCCCGGAGAGAGCAGGACUGGGAGAAGAUUUUGGCUUCAAAGAACAGGGACCAUACGGAGACCAUGAAGAAAGUGACCCAGACACAGAAGGCAGAAGGUUUGUCUUCUAAGGAUACUGGCUGGCCCCAGGAAAAAAAGAGGAAGCCUCAAAUUCCGGCACCAGUGACAUUCGAGGACAUCACUGUGGUCUUCACGGAGGCAGAAUGGGUGACACUGAGCUUAGAGCAGAAGAACUUGUACAAGGAAGUGACGCUGGAGACGUACAGGAACCUGCUCUCGUUGGGUGAGGAUGUGUUCUUUUCUCCUCCUUCACUAACUCAGUCCAUAUGCAUUGCCACCUAG